Molecule: messenger RNA, 5651 nt
Organism: Schistocerca piceifrons (Central American locust)
Lineage: Eukaryota; Metazoa; Arthropoda; Insecta; Orthoptera; Acrididae
Gene: ogre
Product: innexin inx1
Exons: 2
Coding region: 275-1360 (361 amino acids)
Cellular component (GO): plasma membrane; gap junction
Molecular function (GO): gap junction channel activity
Source: RefSeq, a predicted model, not a curated record
UCACGCAGUAACUGGAAUCACUACGAGAAGAAAGCGUGAGGCGCUCGGUGUAGCGUCCAGUUGCAAGCGUGGAGUGUGGUGGCAGUGUGUGCGUUUUCGCUUGUGUGUCGAACAGCAUUCGCGGAUGUAAAUAUCGCCUACACGGGGAAAAGAGCUUGUUACAGUUCUGCAGACCAACGGAAAUGCUAAAAAUUUUGUGUAUUAUCAGGAACUGCUGAGAGGAAAUUAAUUCAGGGGUUGUUUUCUGACGCCAUCUUGAUCGUGUGCUGUCAACAUGUAUAAAUUAUUGGGAGGGCUGAAGGAAUACCUGAAGUGGCAGGACAUCGUUACUGAUAAUGCCAUUUUCAGACUUCAUAACUUGUUCACCACAGUUUUGCUACUGACAUGUUCUCUCAUUAUUACGGCCACGCAGUAUGUUGGCAACCCCAUACAUUGCAUUGUAAAUGGAUUACCAGUCAGGCCAAUAAACACGUAUUGUUGGAUUACAUCAACGUUUACGAUGCCGGAUGCUUUCCUAAGACAAGUGGGCAGUGAAGUGGCACACCCUGGAGUCGCAAACGACUUCGGCGACGAAGAUGCCAAGAAGUAUUACACUUACUAUCAGUGGGUGUGUUUCGUGCUUUUCUUUCAAGCUAUGUUAUGCUAUACUCCGAAGUGGAUAUGGGACAGCAUCGAAGGAGGAUUGUUAAGAACUCUGAUCAUGGGUUUAAAUCGUGGACUGUGCCAAGAUGACGAGAAAUGUAUGAAGAAGAAGGCCUUAAUUGAAUAUCUGUUACGUCAUAUCAAGAGACACAACAUGUACGCACUGAAAUACUGGUUCUGUGAAACUUUGUGCCUGGUAAACAUAAUUGGCCAGUUGUACCUAAUGAACCACUUCUUUGAUGGAGAGUUCUUCAGUUAUGGCUUGCGUGUGGUGGCAUUCUCAGAACAGUCUCAAGAGGAACGUGUUGACCCAAUGGUUUAUGUGUUUCCGCGUGUAACAAAGUGCACAUUCCACAAAUAUGGUGCUUCAGGCUCUAUACAGAAACAUGAUUCACUUUGUGUACUUCCUCUCAAUAUAGUCAAUGAGAAAACUUACAUUUUCCUGUGGUUUUGGUACAUUAUACUAGCAGCACUUUUAUCUGUACUAGUUGUUUAUAGAGCAGUUAUUUUAGCUGUACCUUCUGUACGGCCAAUACUAUUGCACGCACGUAACCGUAUGGUACCAAAGGAGGUCACAAAUGCAAUAUGUCGUAAGACAGAUGUUGGAGACUGGUGGAUUCUGUAUAUGCUUGGACGUAACAUGGAUCCUAUGAUUUAUGGAGAAGUUAUAGCUGACCUUGCAAAGAAAAUUGAGACUCCUUCGAGUAAUAAUCCUUGACUGAAGUGUUACUGACUCUACUCAAAAAUUCAGUUGUGCUUCAUACUCAAGAUGUUGACUGAAUACGGUACUGCCAUACUGUGUUGUCACUAUUAUUGCACCUGGUAAUUAGAAUAAAUUUGUAAUGAAAUAUUUUGUGUUGUCUAUGCUAUUUCAGUUGGCUCAUUCUGGUUUUCUAAAGCAUGUGGCAUGUGUAAUUAAUCAUUUUGAAGGCAAUUUAGGAUUGUAUGUGAUCUGACAAAGAGUCGGCUUUUUAUAAUUUAUAUAAUUUUUGUGUGUGUAACUGUAUUACUACAUCAGCUAUAAUUUUCAGUAAAUGAAACACCAACUGAAGAGUAUUAUUUAUAUUAUUUUCUUGUAACUGUGCAGUCAUUUCCUGCACAUUCGUAAGACACUAAGAUACAUUUCAUACAUGUAUUUCAUACUUGUUUCAUUCCACAAAUUUUAAGGAAUUAUGUGACUGACGUGAUUUCCUUCCCCAUCUUCUUGCCUCGGAGUUCUUUGCUUUGAAACUGCUUGUUUCUAAAGUGAAAUAAAAUUAUGUAUUAUCUAUUGGUAGUAAGUACAAAAUUUUUAAAAUCUUUGUCAUUUAUACUCUCUUUUAUAAAGUAUAAUCAGCUAUUUUUGAUAAAAAAAUUUACAUGUAUUCAGCAUUGAUGAACUUUGUAUUAACUGUUUGAAACUAUGACUGUAGAUUUUUUUAUGGCACAAUUGCUAAUGCAAUGAAUUAAAGAUCUGUUUCUUGUACAGCUGUUUAGUGUUCAGUGUAUGAUCUGAAAAUCUCCUGCUAAAUUCCUGUACAAAUGUAAUAACACAAUAAUUAUGCAGUGUUGGCAGUGAUGUUAUCAAACAGACUGUCCAGAAAUGCAAAGUGAGCAUAAUAAUGUAAGCUUUCGAUGUGUUCCUGUUACUGGAAGGAGAGCUAACCUUUCAUAUUUGCUCAAGUUGAAAAUGAAGCAGUGAUACAGAAAACUGACUGACAUUACCUAAGAGCUUUGCUCUGUUGGUGAGUACAUCACCACUGAUUAUAAUUAAAUGGAAACUUGGUGCAAAUUUCUGUACAAAUCAUUUUGGUGUGAAAACAACAGAUUUGUAAUUAGUGAUUGCAUACAUGCUUAAUACGUUUCAUAUAUGUAAUAUCCACUGCCUAUGAUUGUUCUGUAAUGAUUGUUAUAUUGUCUGUUUCAGUAUCAUGUGAUAGCUUGUGCGAAUCUUUUUUCAAAAGAAUCUUGCCACAUAGCUCACAUGUUUAACAAAGCGUGCUUCCCACUGCUUAAAUCUGAAAUGUAUUCAGAACUACUCCAUUUAUAAUGUUAGAAGGUUCAGUAAGAUUUCUUUCGAACCAUUUUCUAGCCUCUGUUAUUUUGAGGUGAUGGGAGUUUACUAUUGUUAAGACAAAGUUUGCACAUUGUAAAAUUACAGAAUAGGGCAAUUUUGUUACUAUAAGUCUGAUACAAGUAUUUACAGGAAGUACCAUUUCCUUCAUUAUUUCCUAUUAUAUAUGAUAUUAUAGACUUCCACUUUUCAGCUUUCCCAUGAGAUGUCUUUCAUCGUACUGGUAGUUGUUAUAUUUAAUACUGAGCAUAGCAAGUGUAAACCAAAAACAUCAAAAUAAAAUAAUUAAUAAAAAGAGAGAAUGCAUGUGCAGAAGUAUCACAGAUAUUCUAGUUGUACUAUGAGGAUCAUCUAAAUUUUACAGACACCACAAACUUUUCAAAGACAAUGCAACAUAAAUUGUAGUGACAUCGCUCCCACAAGAAUACUACUUGUUUUAAUGGAGGUACCAGUGCUGUGGUUGGUAGCUCAUUUGUCUGGUUCAGAGAGAGGCGGGGUCACCAAUGCUGCCAUUGGAAUGUUUUAUUUACAGUGGGUUUUGUGUUUUUUUUGUACCAGGGGUAUUGUAAAAAAUACAUUAUUUAACUGCACUGAGUAAACUAUCCUGGCAUAUUUAAACAGAAUUUCUACUUAAGUUGACUGUGUAUGCUUGGAUACUCCUAUGGGAAACAUAUUGCCAAGCAGGAAACAUUGACUUUUUGUGAGCAGAAUUUCAUGUAGCAUUCAUUAUCAAGCUGUAAGACCAGUUAUUGAUAGUGGCCCUUUCUCUCAAAAUUUUCAUCAGUGUUUCACUGGAAAUACUGAGAGUGAAUGAAUCUAUCAAUUUAUUAAACUGUUAUGUUUGAUCUUUCUUUCAUUCUUAACAUGUACUAUUAAUAGCGUAAUAUUUUCCACAAGUUUAUGGCAGUCUUAUAAAGUCUUAGUUUAACAUUUUACCGUGUUUAGUCACAUUAUUCUCGGCAGCCAGAGAAAGUUAGUGGCAAUCUAACCUUUUCAAAAUACUGUUAAGUUUUGCAUGUGAUGACUAAUCACCUAUAUUUACUUUGGAAAUUAUUAUUUUUUUUUUGUGCCUGAGUGCCAUACCUGUCACCACAUUGUAACUCAGGAUGAAAGAGUUGUGUAUGCUUCCUUUCUGUGACUUGUGUAAAUUUUAAUGUUUUUAUUGUCAUCUUUCAAUAGUUUGCGUGAAAAACUACCUGUAAAAUACACCCUGCCUUGCCAGUUUACCAAACCAUUGGUUGUUACUCUGGUGUGCUAAUCAAUCAGUGUGACCCAUCUUGUCUUGCAAGCACGCACACUGCACUUUAAAUUAUACAAGGUCAAUUAAUUUAACAUUUUUCUCAACAACAUAUUUCAGUUUGUGCUUCAUUUUUGCAGCUGUGCAUUUAAUAGUUCCUACUAUGAUAGCUGAAAAUGGUAUGCACACAUAAAAUACAUAUUGUGAUGUCAAGUUGUAGGCCUUCUAGUCUUUAUUAGUAUUGGUAUAUACUCCGUGCUGCUUCCCAGGCUUGAUACUAUUAGCAGUGUGACCUUUUCUCAUGCAACGAUGUCUGCCCUGCAUAAAGUAAGCAAUUGCGACUUGAACACACUACACAGCAGUUAUCUUUAGUUAUUACAGGAAAAGCACUCUGCAGAAAAGACAUUCUGAAGAUCAGAUUUAGACAUGCAACUGUCCCACUAAUAAAUUUUUGUGUUGGUCAUACAGCCUUAAAAGUGUGGUCCUGAACAAUUACAAGAAUUUUCAGUUUAUUGAUAACUUUGUCAAGUUAAUGUUUUUUUAAUGUUCUCUGUAAACACAUAAAUUACAGUUUCUUUAUUUUUUUAUGUAUAUCACAUUUCACUGACUUACAUCAGACUGAUUGUAAAGUUUCUGGAAACUGACUGAACAUUAUAAGACAUUGCACAAAAUGUGUCUCUUUGAAUGGGAAUUGGUUCAUAGCAAAACUUACUGAUGAUGAUCAGUAAGCUUUGUAAAAUUCUGAUAUUGUGUCUAAUCUUCUAUCACGUGUCAGUGUGUGGAGCUUUAUCUGGUUUGUUUGUUCUCUCUCUCUCUCUCUCUCUCUCUCUCUCUCUCUCUCUCUCUCUCACACACACACACACACACACACACACACACACACACACACACACAUGCACACUUGCAUGGGCACUUUUUCUGUGUUCCAUUAUGCACAUGGAGACUGGCUUCACUGCUGAAGAAUAGUAGUAAUAAUUGAGAUCAUAUGAAAUUAGAAGACUUACGAAAUCUAAAAUGGGUAUGACGCUAGGUCAUUGGUGUUACUGUCAUGAAGACAGAAGGAGACUGUGACAGCUGCUGGUUGAUAAGUUUCUUUGUUUAAGAUUUGGCACCAUAUGGAUUAAAUUCACCAUUAUUGCUACCUUUAAGUUAAAAAGUUUAAGGACAAAUUUCUUUCAGUGUUUUUAUAGACAUUUUUGUAACAGAAACUAAAACAUUUUAAUCAUUUACAGAUUUUGAAAUUUAUACAGUCACUCUGACAGUCUUACAUUGAAUACAAACUUUAAACAUGACUACAGGAUUGCUACAUUACAUUAGUCUUAUCUUAAUGUGUGUUAAUUUUCUACAUUAAGUAGCAGCAAAUAACCUUCAAUCCAUGACAAGUUUCUUUAACAGAAUGGUAACUCAUUAGUGCAGCAGUUUUCAUUUCUUUAGUUGUGACUCGUUAUUGUGAAUGUUCGUUGGUGUUUGCACCACAACUUCUCUGAGAUUGGUAUAUUCUGUGCUUGUUACACCAGUGUUGGUGCUUCAGUUCUGUAAUAAGUGUUGGAAGAUAAUUAUAAUUUGAACUAAAAGUUCCUGAAUUUUAAACAUUUAUUUAUAUGCCACAGAGAACUCUUUAAUUAAUCAGAACAUAUUUUCCUGUGUUAGUCAUGCCAAAAUAAUUGUUAUUUUUAAACAUAUUGUAUAAUUUUUUGCAAUAAAUAAGGUUUAAAAUUA